AUGAAGAGACCGAAAUUGUCUUGCGCAUUGACGGGGCUGUGCUUCGUGCUGGGGGGGCUCGCCCAGGGCCCCAUGAUCGGGCCCUGCAGCGCCCCCAACACGACUGAGAACUUCAACGACGCCUACAUUAGGCGGGGCGGUCUGCUCAGCACACAGGAGAGUACCGCGCAGGCUCACGCUGUCUCUGCCCCAGCCACCUUAACGCUGCACUCCCUCCCCGAUGGAGCAUUUGGAGGCGGGUCCGGCGCUGUAACGUUCAGUGUUAUAAAGGCCGAGCGUGGAGUUCUUGAAUUGAUCUCCUGCAUCAGUGAGGGCCUUCUGCACAGAGAGCAUCGGCAAGUUCUGAUCUCCACGACGUUGCUCCGCUCAAUGAUGACCGCUGGUCUCAGUUUGCACUCAGCGGCCGGGGAUCCACUGAACCUGAAUGUGGGGCUCCGUGAGGUUUUACGAUCAGGUAGUGGGGCUACAGCGAGUCCACGACAAUGUAUUUUACUACGUUUUUCUUAG
Molecule: messenger RNA, 507 nt
Organism: Hyalella azteca
Lineage: Eukaryota; Metazoa; Arthropoda; Malacostraca; Amphipoda; Hyalellidae
Exons: 4
Coding region: 1-507 (168 amino acids)
Source: RefSeq, a predicted model, not a curated record